This is a messenger RNA of Sphaerodactylus townsendi, 1467 nucleotides long. It is a transcript of the gene SULT2A1, whose product is annotated as sulfotransferase family 2A member 1. The coding region runs from base 216 to 1097 and encodes 293 amino acids. The record is from RefSeq and is a predicted model, not a curated record. NCBI's taxonomy places the organism in Eukaryota, Metazoa, Chordata, Lepidosauria, Squamata, Sphaerodactylidae. The transcript has 7 exons. Gene Ontology annotation, biological process: sulfation. Gene Ontology annotation, cellular component: cytoplasm. Gene Ontology annotation, molecular function: sulfotransferase activity.
AGUACAGCUUUUGGGAAGAUGGAGAGACCCUCAGUUUCUAGCCUUCAGGAAAGGCAAGGGAAAUACUGAACUUCAGGUCUGUGAGUGGAGUAAAGGCUCCAUCUCUCCUCUUAUGUGUACAAGCACAUCUUCCUUCCUAUCCAGGUGACCGUAUCGCUACAUCCUUUGGCUUCUGCUGCACACAUCCCAGGAAGAGAAAUUUUUUCGCACAGGAGAUGACUGUCCAGUACAUCCAAUACAAGGGGAUAAAGUUCCCCCCUGGGUAUAACUCCGUGCACAGUCUUUGCUUCGCCGAGAACAAAUUUGAAGUGAGGGAUGACGAUAUCUUCAACGUCACUUAUCCUAAGUCUGGAACGGUGUGGAUGACAGAGAUCCUCAGCCUUAUCCUCAGUGGGGGAGAACCAACCUGGAAUCAGAGUGUUCUCAACUCUCUGCGAGCGCCUUGGUUCAGCACACAGCUGGGCCUGGAGACAGCACACAACUGCCCAUCCCCACGCCUACUCACUUGCCAUCUCCCCAUUCAGAUCUUUCCCAAAGCUUUCUUUACCUCCAAGGCCAUGCUGGUGUACACUUCACGGGACCCCCGAGACGUUGUGGUUUCCUACUACUACUUUACAAAGAUGUGUCGCACCUAUGAGGAUCCCAAAUCCUUCGGUGACUUUCUGGAGAGCUUCCUGAGUGGAGAUGUGCCUCAUGGAUCCUGGUUUGACCACAUCAAAGGCUGGAUGGAGCUGAAAGGAAGAAGCAACAUUUUCUUCAUCAGCUAUGAGGAGCUGAAGCAGAACCUGCGGGGAAGUGUGGAACAGCUCUGCCGUUUCCUAGGAAAGGAGUUGGACGAUGAGGCCGUCACCUCCGUGGUGGAGAAUGCCUCCUUUGAAGCCAUGCGGAGGAAUAAGAUGUGCAACUCUACUAUGCUGCCCAAGGAGCUCAUGGACCAGGAGAAAGGAACCUUUCUCAGAAAGGGAGUCUGUGGGGACUGGAAGAAUAAUUUCACUGUGGCCCAAUCUGAAUAUUUUAAAAGGGUUUACAAGGAGAAGAUGGAGGGACUGAAAGGAAUCUUUCCUUGGGAACAAACUGGACCUAUGAAGCACCCUUAACUUCUGGAUUGAGAUGUUCUGGGGCUAAAACCUUCCUUGACAUUAUAUCUUUCCUCAAAAUCCUAAAUCUGUAGGGGGUUUAUUGUGAUCACUCAGGGAAAAGUACUCUGCAAAUACUUAGAGGCAGUGUAUCUUAAUAUUACCUGGUAAAGUUCAUGGUGAUGAGGCAAGUUCAUAUCUUUUUAAAAUGUUAAGGCAUGGAGUGAGCAGCAUGUGAAAAGAUAAGCACAGCACAACUACAAAAAUGUAAUAAAUGAUGCCUCUCAGAGGGAUGUAAACAACACAAGGGGGAAAAGAUCUUACACAAAUGAAACAUUGGCCCUUUCUGCACAUUACAAAUAAAACAUCUUGCAGACAUUCUAAAAAGAAA